Molecule: messenger RNA, 768 nt
Organism: Papilio polytes (common Mormon)
Lineage: Eukaryota; Metazoa; Arthropoda; Insecta; Lepidoptera; Papilionidae
Gene: CPR57
Product: cuticle protein 7-like
Exons: 3
Coding region: 13-534 (173 amino acids)
Cellular component (GO): extracellular matrix
Source: RefSeq, a predicted model, not a curated record
UAUAUCAUCAACAUGUUCCACUACAUAGCAAUUUGCUGCGUAUUGGGCGCGGCGGUGGCGGCUCCGUACAGCUCGUACGGUCUAGCGACGGUUGGUAGUUAUGCUAAUCCAAACUAUGGAUUUAAUUACGCGGUAAACGAUCCAGUGACCGGAGACAAUAAGGCUCAGUCGGAGGUGCGGGAGGGCGACGUCGUGAAAGGCUCAUACUCGCUGGCGGAACCCGACGGCACCAUACGUGUCGUCGACUACACUGCCGACCCCGUAUCAGGGUUCAACGCCGUGGUCAAGAGAAUAGGACACGCCUCCCAUCCUCAACAGGUCUUGACCCCCGUCGUCACCAAAGCUAUCGCGGCCCCUGUAUGGCAAGCCCCCGCCCCUGUGCACACUAACAUAUACACUGGUCUCGGCUCCUGGGACCACGGUCUCGGUUGGAGUGGUCUCGGUGGGUCCGGUCUCGGUUGGGGCGGUCACAGUUGGGGCGGUCUCGGCUGGGGCGGUCUCGGCGCGGCGGGACACGGACAUUGGUACCAUUAAGGAUUUUAUGCUACCACUCAUUCAUAUUAACAAAGACGUAGCGACGCUAUGCGACAAUGUGAAUGAGAACAAUAAAAUUUAAUAAGCAACUAGAGAUUAUGAUUCAAACAAUUUACUCGACUUUAUAGUAUGGUAACAUCUAGGGUAAAUGUCAAAAAUGUAAAUUGUACCUGUCAUGAACCGCUAAUAGUGUAAAGUUUGUAAAUAAAUAAAAACCAAUACUAUAGUGCCUUA